Messenger RNA from Mytilus trossulus (common blue mussel), 430 nucleotides. RefSeq lists its product as uncharacterized. Gene Ontology annotation, cellular component: mitochondrial intermembrane space. The transcript has 3 exons. The record is from RefSeq and is a predicted model, not a curated record. NCBI's taxonomy places the organism in Eukaryota, Metazoa, Mollusca, Bivalvia, Mytilida, Mytilidae. Gene Ontology annotation, biological process: mitochondrial respiratory chain complex IV assembly. Bases 67 to 324 code for a protein of 85 amino acids.
GAACACACACUAAAGUUUAGAAUCUGGUUUCCAAACUAUAACUGGUAUCUAGUUUAUAAAAUUGAAAUGGCAGGGUUUAUGUCAACACGAUUAGGACGAAAACCUCCAGAUAAAGGGAGCUUUCCACUUGAUCAUGAUGGUGAAUGUAAAAAAGAAAUGUUAAGAUAUAUUAUCUGUCUUCGGAAGAGUGAUCAUGAUAACAAUUCAUGCAGGGUAGAAUCAAAAGAUUAUCUUAAAUGUCGGAUGGACAACAAUCUCAUGGCAAAAGAAGACUGGAAGAAGCUUGGCUAUUCUGACGAUAUUAAAAAGACUGAGGAUACUUGAUAUAUGUGACAGAUAAAAGACUCAUUUAAUGUGCUGUUUUAAAAACUGUGAUAAUCAUGUGUACAGUGAUUUCUAAAGGAAUCAACUUCAUAAAUUGUAAACUACC